GCCAGUCAAAACUUAGCAUCUAAGAAGAUAAAUAAUAAUAACUACAAGAGCACCAAUCAUAACGUUAUUUACAAUAAUCAGUAUUAUUUGCCUCCUAGUACAACUGUGAUUCAGCAAAAUUUGAGUAAAUCCUACAAAUAUUACAAUAAUCAGCGUUUGGCGGAUGACUUUGAUGCGGUAAACGGUUACGAGACGUCGCCGUUGCCGAGGAAGAAAAUGCAGCACGAGGAAAUUGUCUUUGAGGGAAGUCAAUUAGUAGCGCAUGACACGAGCAACAUGAAUAACGAUCCAGAAAACGGUCAAAAUAGCAAUAGGCAAACGAAUGAGAGGGAUGCGAAUAACGGGAAUGGCGGAUGGCAAUUGCAUCAGUCGUCGCAUUCAACACAGAUCGUUGCUGCUCUCGCUGUAAGUUUAGGCCCCUUAGCUGCUGGCUUGGGCAAGGGAUAUGCGAGUCCCGCACUCGCCAGUCUCGAAGAUUCGAUGCACAUCACACGCGAAUUCGCCGUAACCAACCAAGAGCUGAGCUGGCUCGCAAGUUUAUCGCUGUUGGGUGCCCUUUUUGGUGGCAUGUUCGGCGGAAUUUCCAUGCAAUACGGCAGAAAACGAACCUUAGCACUUAUGUCCUUGCCCUUUUCCGCCACAUGGAUCUUGACAAUGUUCGCGCAGUCCGUAGGCCACAUGUACAUUACGGUAUUUAUGAGCGGUUUUUGUUGCGCCAUUGUCUCGAGUUGCGUUCAAGUGUACAUCAGUGAGAUCGCGUCGCCCGAAAUUCGCGGGUUUUUAAGUGCGGUACAGAAAAUGGCGCAACAUGUGGGUGUGCUGAUCGCAUAUUUGCUAGGAUCUGUGCUAGAUUGGCGACAAUUGGCGUUGUUUGUGAGCGUGGCACCGAUGAUGUUGUUCGUUACGGUGAUUUAUAUUCCGGAGACGCCGUCGUAUCUCGUGCUGAAAGGCAGAGACGAGGAAGCAUAUCGAGCUUUACAGUGGCUACGACCACACAAGAAUGUCGAGAUUGAACUUGAAACAAUCCGAUCGAAUAUUCGGCUAUCAAAAACGAAUUUAGGUCAUCAGCAUUUAUCAACAGCUACCAUUAACGGCAGCACAACGAAGACCAACAACAAUGAGCCACGUGCAACCACGACGAUAGGAGGCACGACACAGCAACAACGCAGCACCGCCGCGACAAAACUCAAGAAUUUCACGACGCAAAUUAGUGUCGCCACGCAAACCGCCAUUCAGGGAUUGUACAUACGAUUUAGGGAUCUCUCGUUCGAGACGCUGUACAGUAAUGCGAAAGCGGUGCUCCGUAAUGCGCGACUUAUUAAGCCAGUGACAAUCACGUGCGGGCUCAUGAUCGUUCAACGAUUCACGGGCGCCAGUAGUUUCGGAUUUUACUCCGUGCGCAUCUUCAAGAAGACUUUUGCGAAUUUUAGUCCGCAUACGGGCUCGAUUGCUGUUGGUUUCGUGCAGCUGUUGGCGUCGAUGUUGUCCGGACUGCUAAUCGAUACCGUGGGACGUAUUCCCUUGCUCAUCACAAGUAGUGUCUUUAUGACGUUGGCACUCGCUUCCUUUGGGUCGUACUCGUAUUACGAGGAAACGAACAAACAAAUUGCCGAUGCGCUUGACGGGACCACAGCAGUGGGUGUGAGUAGCGAUUGGAUUCCGUUGUUGUGCGUUUUGGUCUUUACUGUCGCCUUUGCGCUUGGCAUUCAACCGAUUUCAUGGCUGCUCGUCGGGGAGCUGUUCCCGUUGGAAUAUCGCAAUGUCGGAAGUGCGAUCGCGACGAGCUUCAGUUACUUUUGUGCAUUUAUCGGAGUGAAAACUUACGUCGAUCUUGAGGAACUCCUUGGAUUGUACGGAACCUUUUGGCUGUAUGCUACGGUAUCAUGUAUUGGCCUCUUUUUCGUCGUAAUGAUUGUGCCGGAAACGAAAGGACGCGAUCUCGACGAGAUGGAUCCCCGUUUCGUGCGAACACUGACAAUAAAUAGAUGAAUCGUGGGGAACCACGUAGAAUAUUUAGUAUAGUAUUUAAAGCUCUUAGGGCCCAUUUUAAUUGUUUUC
Culicoides brevitarsis is the source of this 2058-nucleotide messenger RNA. Its product is annotated as facilitated trehalose transporter Tret1-like. Gene Ontology annotation, molecular function: transmembrane transporter activity. The transcript has 4 exons. The coding region runs from base 217 to 1989 and encodes 590 amino acids. Gene Ontology annotation, cellular component: membrane. Lineage: Eukaryota; Metazoa; Arthropoda; Insecta; Diptera; Ceratopogonidae. The record is from RefSeq and is a predicted model, not a curated record. Gene Ontology annotation, biological process: transmembrane transport.